UUUUGGUUCUCAAUACAAAAUAAAUACAGCUGUUUCGGUAUUUAUAGUUUUCCGUGGGUUUACGACCUAUUAAUUUAGAUUCGCAGUGAUUCCCUUUAGAACAUUAUUUCUGAGAGUUAAUGCUACAUAACUUAAUCCUUUAAUGGCUAUCCUAACACCUUCCCGUGUUUUUUAAUACUCCAAUCGUCUGACCGCCAUUGAAGUUCGGUUGUUAUUAUCAGUGAAUUCUGCAGUUUGACUUGUCGUUUCAUUUUCAGUAAUCGCAGUUUAGUUUUGAUUAACAAUUUUAUCGUAUUAUAGUAGUAGCGAAUCGCGCCUUGUAUAGAACUCAUACUCCCGCAGGCAACCGUUCUCCUGUUUCUACUUUUGUUUUUACUGAGUGGCAGUUUUGCACCUUCGAUUUCAAUACCGACCUCAUGACACAGUUUCGUUGUUGAUCUGGAUGGAUAGCUCCAAAUGAGAGAUACUUGAAUCAGAUUGGAGAGACUUUUCCGACACUCAAGAUCAGUGUCAAGAGUUAGACAAGCACCAGUUCAUCCAGAAUAACAACGGGCACCUAUGAAUUGGAAAAGAGAAUCGCGACCGAUCGAAAAGCGCAUGACGUCAUCUCAUCGUCAACGGCUUCAUGAAUCUCCUCGCGUCGGGAUGCUUCAAUUUUUCUAGUCACAUUUUUUCCCCCGUUUUUUUUUUCUAGAGAAAAUAGAAAGUCAUAUCUAAUCUUGUAACUUCGUCGCGGGCUACGAAUAGUUUUUUCCUCCCUUCUCUAGAAGAAGCUACAGAGUUCAACCGUUGUUAGUUUCGUUAGAUCGAGAAAUUUUAUUUUAGCCGUUCAUCGCGAUAGUAAUCAGUGAUUCCGGAGUGUUGGCGCCAGUGACGUCAGGAAUUUCAACCAGUGACGUCAGGAAUUUCAACCAGUGACGUCAGGAAUUUCCGCGAGUGACGUCGAGAAUUUAUUUUCGCGAGUUUUUCGUUUUGUGAAUGCUCGCGCGGCGACUGGCCCCGCGCGCGAAGCGGUUGUCGUCGGCCGAUGAGCUAACAUCGACUACUCUAUGUUGAUACGGCCGGAACCUCGGUGGGCUCAAAAUGGACUUGAAACAUGAUACAGCGUACAUGCGGGGGGGCCCGGGCCCUGGGGACGGGAUCAAGAGCGAGUCGCGGGUCCACUCGCCGUGCUUCGGGGCCCCGGAGAUCUCGGUGGGGCGGCCGCUCAGCGUGGUGGCGAGCAACGGGCUCUUCAGCGGCCUCGGGAGCAGCAAGACGCUCCGCUCGGACGACUGGCUCUCGACGGCCCACUCGCCCAACAGCCAUUCCCACUCCGGCCAUAACCACAAUCCUACCUCGCAAACUUCCGUACCUCUCACCCCCUCGCCAGGACCCCCCGCCAACCAGUUCACCGUCAUCUCCUCCAAUGGAUACUCAUCCCCCAUGUCUUCGGGCAGCUACGACCCUUAUAGUCCCACCAAUGGAAGAAUAGGGAAAGAAGAGCUUUCGCCGGCGAAUAGUUUGAACGGGUACAGCGUGGAUAGCUGCGAUGCGUCGCGGAAGAAGAAGGGAGGCACGGGUCGGCAGCAGGAGGAGCUGUGUCUCGUCUGCGGGGACCGCGCCUCCGGCUACCACUACAACGCCCUCACCUGCGAAGGCUGCAAGGGCUUCUUCCGUCGGAGCAUCACCAAGAAUGCCGUCUACCAGUGUAAAUAUGGAAAUAAUUGUGAAAUCGACAUGUACAUGAGGCGAAAAUGCCAGGAGUGUCGUCUCAAGAAGUGUCUCAGCGUUGGCAUGAGGCCAGAAUGUGUAGUUCCCGAAUUCCAGUGUGCUGUGAAGCGAAAAGAGAAAAAAGCGCAAAAGGACAAAGAUAAACCUAACUCAACGACGAGUUGUUCUCCAGAUGGAAUCAAACAAGAGAUAGAUCCUCAAAGGCUGGAUACAGAUUCGCAGCUAUUGUCUGUAAAUGGAGUUAAACCCAUUACUCCAGAGCAAGAAGAGCUCAUCCAUAGGCUAGUUUAUUUUCAAAAUGAAUAUGAACAUCCAUCCCCAGAGGAUAUCAAAAGGAUAGUUAAUGCUGCACCAGAAGAAGAAAAUGUAGCUGAAGAAAGGUUUAGGCAUAUUACAGAAAUUACAAUUCUCACUGUACAGUUAAUUGUGGAAUUUUCUAAGCGAUUACCUGGUUUUGACAAACUAAUUCGUGAAGAUCAAAUAGCUUUAUUAAAGGCAUGUAGUAGUGAAGUAAUGAUGUUUAGAAUGGCAAGGAGGUAUGAUGCUGAAACAGAUUCGAUAUUGUUUGCAACUAACCAGCCGUAUACGAGAGAAUCAUACACUGUAGCUGGCAUGGGUGAUACUGUGGAGGAUCUGCUCCGAUUUUGUCGACAUAUGUGUGCCAUGAAAGUCGAUAACGCAGAAUAUGCUCUUCUCACUGCCAUUGUAAUUUUUUCAGAACGACCAUCUCUAAGUGAAGGCUGGAAGGUUGAGAAGAUUCAAGAAAUUUACAUAGAAGCAUUAAAAGCAUAUGUUGAAAAUCGAAGGAAACCAUAUGCAACAACCAUUUUUGCUAAGUUACUAUCUGUUUUAACUGAACUACGAACAUUAGGGAAUAUGAAUUCAGAAACAUGCUUCUCAUUGAAGCUGAAGAAUAGAAAGGUGCCAUCCUUCCUCGAGGAGAUUUGGGAUGUUGUUUCAUAAACAGUCUUACCUCAAUUCCAUGUUACUUUUCAUAUUUGAUCUAUCUCAGCAGGUGGCUCAGUACUUAUCCUCACAUUACUGAGCUCACGGUAUGCUCAUACAAUUAUAACUUGUAAUAUCAUAUCGGUGAUGACAAAUUUGUUACAAUAUUCUUUGUUACCUUAACACAAUGUUGAUCUCAUAAUGAUGUAUGAAUUUUUCUGUUUUUGUAAAAUUUCUCACUCCCUCGUAAUGUCAAAAACAUUGCCUUCAGAUCUACCUGUCUUUACUAUUUCUUCUUUUGUUGCAUAAUAAGAAGCACAUAAUGAUUUUGUUAGGUACUUUAAUUAGUAAAAUAUGAAAACAGGUUUAAUAUCCCUAGUAUCUGAUCAGCUCCUCAGCCAAUAGCUGCAGUUAUCCACCUUCUUACUAAGGUUUAGAUGUUUUACGCUUUUAACCGGUCAUCAAUUAUAAGUCGUUUCUGACUUAGGUAUUCAUUUCUCAACAAUUGAUUUUUGGAUUUGAUUCAUUAUCGGUUUUUUUUUAAACUUACAAUUGGAAAGAUAAAAUUUGAUUGAGUCCAAUUCAACUUUUUGGAAUGUUAGAUGAUAAUUUUUCAAAAAAGUUUUUCAGAGUUUUUUAAGUAUUAGAGCAUUGAAAUAAGAAAUAAGAAAAUCCCACAUCCAAAGCUCUCCCUUUUCUGCCGACAUUAAUGUAUUCAUUCACUAUGACUCUGCAUAAUUUGUCUACUUUUUGCCAACUCCGUAGAGACCUCAAAAGAGAAUUCGUUUUUCAUAAUAUUCAUUCUUGGUAAGGUAGUUACCUACUCACUUACUUAAACUAAAUUUAAGAUGGCGUUUAUGUUAUGUUCAUGAAAUAAUGUACUUAUUAUGUGCAUAACGCUUUCGUAAAUUUAUGUGUCAUUCGCUUUUAUUAAAAAGUUAGAGAAUAAUCACUUUAUUAAAAUUAUUUGCCAAGUCAUUAAGUGUUAAUAUUUUUCUUAGAAAAUACAUUUAAUUUGGGAGUUAUAACUACCUGUUUUGGAUUCUUGACUGGCUCUUGGUGAUGAAGUUAGAACUUGCGCCAGAUAAGUUUGCAGUUGUUGACUUUCUGUUUGCAACUGACUGCUUUGCAGUCGUCUGAUAGGCAUUGAGGAUUGACCAUGGUCAACACCGCUGCUGUGCGCAGAAACUUAAAUUGGUCUACUCUAUAAGACAUUAGUCAAAAGUAAACAACUACCAACUUAACUUACAUUAUGCAAGUUCUAGUAAGGUGUAUCAUACACACGUAUAUUGAUGCUUACUUUCUUAACUGUUCGUAAUUGUAUGCAUGCUCUCGUAUUUAUGUGUACUAUUUAAUAUAUUAACAUUACCUCCUUAAAUCAUGAUUAAACCUUCCACAUACCUAUAAGAAAGGUUAAGUAACUCGCUGUGUCACCACAUUAUUGUUUUACUUGAGAGGAAGUAAAAUUAAUCGCCAGUUUUCUCGUCAUCUUCUAAAAUUUCUGGUGAGAUAUUUCAAAUAUGAAGAGAUUUUUAUUUUUUCAAAUUAUGUGAUUCGCCUCAUUAUUACUAUUAUUACUUGCUGUGAAUUCUUCUAAUAUGAAUUUCUUGAUCUUUUUUUGAAGGACAAGGACUCUAGUCCUUCAGUGACUCGGUAUGGUCUUGGAAAGCCUUUAACUUCACUUCAAAUCUGUCAAAGGUCAAUGUUUUGAUGUGCAUGACUUUUAGGGACUCACUUGAUUUUACACUAUGUUCCUGUUUCUACUACAUACAUCAAAUCCAUGCUCAAGGUUGUAUUCAUAGUCGUUUCUCAAAAAUCUCUUUCCUUAGGGAAGCCUCAUGUAGUUCCCAUUACGACUAGGGGAAAUUCAAGGUAGCCUUCAACAUACAUAACAUCACAAAAAGGAAAAUUUUGGUCAGCUUUGAGUAAAAUUUAGGAGUAUAACUUAGAAAAUUGCAGCCCUUGCAUGGGCUAUAAUGAUUGGCCACUGCAAAUGGUGCAAUAUACGGAAGAAUAAAUUUUAUGAUAUUGACAAACUCGAAGGUAGGCACUGAUCUACCUUAAAAUUUGCAAAACUUGCUGUAUUUGUGUUGUGUUAAAUUGUCCUAAUCUCUCGCUAGGAUCCAUUUCUAAAGUUAUAUUCUGGAAUUUCACUCAAGGCAUGUAAAAAUUGUCCUUUUUAUGAUGCCUUAGUAAAGACCUCCUCAAAGCUCCCUUAGUCUACUAGAAACCAUGUGGGGAAUAUCUGAAGAAAGGAGCUGUCUGAGGACCGACCGUGAGUUUAGAGCUCAGCCUUAGUAUCACUCUCACUCUCUUAAUUUUUAUUUAUGUCGCUUCCCAUAGCUGCUCUGCUUUGAAAUGCUUGUUGAAAACUUUUUUCCCAUCAAUUUUUACUAUUUUUUUUAUUUAUUUAUUUAUUUUUAAUUAUUUUUUUUCCAAUACUCAAAACAUCUGUAUAGAUCUACAUUUUAGAUUUUCUUAAAUGAACUUCAGAGAUUAAGACAUCAUAUCGAAACUUUUUGGUAGUCCUCAUACUAGUGAAAUUCUAGUUCUAGACCUCCAUAAAAAAUGUAUAACUGACCAUCCUUCCAGUGUCGUUUCAUUUUGUACAAGAUUAAUUUCUCUCUUAAGUUUUUGAAGUGGGAUUUAUAAGAUAAUUCGAAAGCCUCUUUAGUUGUUUUCAUAAAAGUAGCCUUCAAAGAGUGGAAUUGUAGUAGAAAAAUGAAGAAAAAUUGUGAGCUGACAAUUGCUGGUACCUUAAUGUAAUACCUUUUAAAAAAAUCCUAGAAUAGAAUCUUCUCGUAUCAUUUUAUUUUGGUUUGUUUUGCCUUUGAAAGCAAAGCACCAGCGUCACCCAGUUUUGUUCCAUGUAGUAUGAGUUUGCGUGAAUCGCACUUUCCGUACAUUUUGCGACAAUUUUUUUAAUGUUAUAUUUUACAAUGCAUUUCAGUGUCAAAGAAAAAUCUUAUGUCUUGCACAUUAGACUAUUUACAUGUAAGAUGUUUUGUUCAGUACAGUAGGGAUGCAUUUCAUCGUGGAGCAAGUAUGGUUUAUGUCCCUUUCAAUAAAAUGGGACAAAAAGAUAAGCAGUCAUACGUUAUAUCAAUAAUUUAACUUAGUUUUAACAUCAUCACACUCUCGCAGAUCUAAAAAAUGUGAAUCGGUCAGUUUCCUUGUGAUGUUAUUUAAAUAAAUUUACUUCCUCUCUUUAAUAUAUCUUAUUGUGAGGCAAGUGAGUCCCCUCGAACAUGAUUGAUGAAAAAAGCUUUGAACCUUUGCAGUAUCUGAAUUCUGGAAAUAUACUUUCAGAACUGCCUGAUUUCAGUUUUUUUUAUUAAGGACUAUUUUGUGAAUAUACUGAAAGGUCAGGAACAUUGAUUCAUAACCAAGAUAGCAAUCAAUACUCAAGUUACUAACAGAAUCUGAACAUUCAAGUUAGUGAUAAACCACUAUAAAAUACUGCCUUGCCGAGGAUAAACGCCGCAUGAACUUUUGGAUGUUUACAAAUUUUCUUUGAUGAAACACCAAUUUUCAUGAAAACUUGUGAAUAUGUUUCUUCAAAUCUCAAUUCGAUCAUGUGAUAAUUUGAAUGAGUAGUAUUCAAAAGUUCUCUUAAUAAAUAUUGUUUCAUUAGAGGAGAUUCAGCAACAUCCAAAUGUAUACACAUCAUUUUUUUUAGCACGGCAGAAUAGGUCUUAAUACAAGGAUAGAGCCUUGUUUUAUUUGCUCUUUUUCCUUUUUUCACUUCUUUUCAAACUUACUCUUAAUUUUUGUCCCACUUACUAGGAAGAUUUUAACUAUCACUGCUAUUAUUCUCGUUCAUAAUAUUUUCUUUUUAUUUUUAAUUUAAUUGUAACUAUUCUGAAAUUUAUUUUCAAGUAAAUCAUUGAUUGUACCCUUAAAAUUAAAAAUGAAUGUAUGGCAGUAAUAUUGUAAUAAUAGUAAUAAUUUUGUGUUAUGAUAUACAUGUUCAUAUGUGUAUCAGCUUGUACUUUACUUUAUAAAUACAUUUAUAUAGGCCUUUGUGAAUAGUUUUGUGAAUGUAAACAGUGAUCUUAAAAAAAAUGUACAGGCUUCGUUUGAGGGAACUGAUUUUUGAGAAUGAGGUGUUCCUCUUUGUGAGUGAGUUAACCCCACCAAAGAGGCUCAUUGGAGAGUACCUGUCGGGUAAAAGAACUUCUUUUUUUUAUUUUUAUUUCAUUCCCCUUGUAAAGUCAUGUUUUCAAUUUUCAACGCUUUUCUCCCCUUCUAGACUUUUUUCUCUUUUUCAAGAAGCCAUUGAACGUUUUAAACCAUGAUUAACGUUUGCUGUUUAAGUACAAUUAAAACUAUUGUUCUACAAAAAAGUCUUAGAUACUCAGAAAAAAUUCAAAACAUUUUCUUAGUCUUAAUGAAUUUUUGUAGGUUUGUUGGUUGAACGUUUUUCUUUAACAAAUUUCACUAAUAAGCUAAAUUUAUUUUAAAAACUGCAAUUUUUUUCCAUAAUUAUUUGUAUCUUCAUCUGAAUUUACUUAUGCAUAAGGAGCUCUAUCAUUGCCCUGUUUAAAAAAAUCAGUCCUCCAAGCCUUAAAUAAUAAAUUCUUAGAAAAUAACUUUAAUUGAAUGUGCAAAAAAAGGAAGAAAAUAUACUUCUCAUCUACCUAAUUUACCAUUGGCACUGUUUCAUGUCCAGAUUUGUAAAUUUGUUUAUUUUUUACUUUCAAUAUCUUAUUUUAUGAUAAUUUUUUCUUUCUUUUUUUCUCUUUUUUUUAAAGAACUAAUUGCAUAUUUGUUGGCAGUAAUUUUUGCAAGGAAAAAUAUGUUUUUAGUUUAUGAAUUGUUGUAAUUCAAAUGGAAACUUAUGUUCCUCAUUAAGUUAUAAACAAAUUAUCGAUUUUUUUUUUUUUUUCAUUUUUGGAGAAAUUUUCAUUCUGUGUGAGGCCUAGAUUUUUAUUUCCAUCAUCCAGUCAUGAAAAAACAGGGAAAUUAUGUCUUAAUUCUUUGACUUCUUUUGCUUGCUGUGCAGGAGCUUAAUCGAUUUAUCACCUAUCAUUUUCAUGCUUUUCUUUAUUCUGAAAGAGUUUAAAUUUUUUCUCGUCUGAUACAAAAAAUGUAUAUGUGUUGGUGUGUAUCUAUUUCAGUAAUAUGAAGUCAUCUCAGGCUAUACCUCGCAAAGUCUAAGAAGUCACCCCCCUCCCCCACCCCUCUUUCUGCUUGAAAAACUAUGUCUUGUUAUGUCCUGUCAAAAAAUCUGUGCAAUAAUUUAAAAGGCAUCGGUCCAUUUUCAUUCCCCAGAAGAUCUAAAAAUGUACAAAACUCUGCCAUGCUUCAAUAUCAUAUUUUCUCCAACAGCAAAAGUAUUGACAUUAAGUUUUCUCAAGGGGAAGCAAAGAUUCCAUCCGACUCAAAAGAAAAGUGCUCAAUAUUUUUACGGUGAUGAUAAAACGUUAAAUUAGUUAAACUUGUGGCAAAGAAAACAAUCGCAGGUGGUUGUCAGAACAUGUAAAAAAAUGCACUUUUGUUGAAGUAAAUUGACAGUAAAUUGACAUGAAUGCGAAAAAUUGCCUUUCUAGUAAGUAAUGCAGUUUCAUCAGUUCCUGUCAAGCGCACUAAACGCAGAAUUUGAUUUCAAUACAGGUCACAAAAUAUUUUUUUGUAGUGUUUCGGCAGCCUCUUCUAUUAUUCAUUUAGAGUGAAAAGUAGGCUUCAGGAAACCCAAAAAGUAGACACUUGUUCCACCCCCCCCCCCUUAAUCCCUGAAAAUGAGGAUUCAAGAAAACUAGUGAAGUGCUUGUGGCAUCUAAUAAACUUCUGACUCUAUUUCUAUUAAUCCCGCUCUUGAAAAAUCGUCAAAAUUACCAGGACUAAAAAUGAGUGAAAAAGAAUGAAAAUGACGAGGAAAAAAGUUUCCAUUUGAUAAUGUUUUAAUGCAAAUGUUAUGAUUGAUCAAUUAUUCUAAUUUGUUAAGUUUUAUUUAUUGAUUAUUUUCUUUCUUCAAACUUAGGCUGUGAUAUUUGAAAUGUAGCAUAAAUUGUUAGAUUGGUAUGUGUAGUGUGUAAUUCAAAUAUUACCUACUAAAUGAGCUGCGAUUCAUGUUAAAUUUCAACUGAUUGUACAUUUGUUUGUCCUUUAAAAUAACUUUACUUUUUACUAUAUUCAUUUUUUACUUAGUUUUUACUUACCAACCUGUUUUUUUUUCCUCCUUUUUUUUGUAGCCCGAAAAUUUUAAAAGUUCAUGAGCCUUUGUAUGUUUGUCUUAAAAAAUGAAGGUUUAUGGUCACUCCUCAUAUUUUGUGAAUCCUUUUUUUCCCCCUUCAUUUUGUGUCGUGCACUCGGUUUUUAGCUUUUUUUUUUAAAAAAAAAAAUAUCACGACAGUAUCUGUAAGACAAGUAUCUACUCUUUGAAACCACAUUAAAUGAAAAGUACCACCCUACUUAAUACUUAAAAAUCUACCUAAACAAAUCAAAGCAGAUCUAUUUGAAAACUAGGAUUAGAGGGUUAAUGUUACUCUUCAUCUUUUGUUACUAAUUACUAAUUAGCGAGUAUUGCUCUCCAAAAUGUGCAAUUAAUUAUUUAAUGAUAUUUAUUAGGUAUUGACUGUUAGUGGUGUGUGAAUUUUCUAGAUAAUCUGUAUGACUUAGUGAAAUGGUUUACCAACCGAAAGGUAUUAAAAUGCAUGAAGAAACCUCACAAGUUUCUUUUAGUUUCAUUAAAUUCAAGUCCUCUCGUUCAAUUUGAAAGCCAAUUUGUAUUUUGAGAGGCAUGUAAGAUUGUAGCAAAUGUUCCAUUUUCCUUUGGACCUUAUAGUUUUUGUGCACCUCCUUUAAUCUUAUGACGUUCAUGUUGGAACCCCAUUGUUCUGAAUAAAAAACUGUUGUGAACAAUUCAAAUUUCUUCUGUCAUUUUUCUUGUAUUUCAACUUCUGCAAAUCCACCAUUUGUCAAUUUCAAAGUGAGCGGGUGCUAAAGUGUCGCAGCUGAAUAUGAAACAAAUACGAAUUGUGUAGAGCAUAAGCAUGUUUGUAAACAUUUGAAGCUGUCUUUCCUGAAAAAUUUGUUGCCAAUCUCACAUUUAUAGCUGGAAAGAAAGCAGUUUCUCUUCCUGUUUCAAUUUUAAGCAAAUUAAAAGUAAAAUAUUAGUAAAUAUUUAAUCGGAAAUUAACAAGGAAACAGUUCUGGUCAAUAAAUAGAUAUUCUUGAUUUUCAAAUGUAAAUUGGAGGUGGGUUGACCUCUCCUAAACUCAUGCGGUUGAACCCAUUUCUUAAACUGCAAGUUCACACAGCUUUUAGCUUACCUUUUGUUUUACUCAAAUAACUUGAAAAAAGGGAAAAGUGAAAGGACCAUUUGAGAAUCUGUAUGUUUUCUUUAAUUUUCUCAAUUUUGAGGGAAUACUUUGAACUGGCGCAGAUUAUUAAGGCUAUCAAUCAAUAUUAUUUUGAAGAAAAAAAUAUCUUUCCUUUUUAUUUUGUCCCUGCUAGAUAUGACACUGGGUCACUUGAAUUCUCACAAUCUAUCAGUGAAAUAGAGAGAAACGGUUGAAUCUGUUUUACUCGACGAUGAAAUGUCUUUUCCCAUUAGGUCCCAAUUUUUCUGUGAAAAAUAUCUCCAAGAACAGAAGGAAGCGUUGUACCUCAAAGGUUCCUAGAGAAAUCAAUUGAAAUGUUCAGCGUGCAAACUGCAGUCAUGGUGUCAGUGUGUAUGCUGCAUACUUUGUGAUCUAAACUGCAUUCAUAGAGUGUUAUGUAAAGACAUAAAAAAUAAUUUACUGGCAUCUUCAGGGUGUAAGCUGGUGAUGAAAAAUGCUACAGCUUGCUCUGAAACUGCGCCUCUCAGGAUUAUCAGAGAGAACUUGGUUAAUGUUUAUUGCGUGCAUAGAUUGAAUCAAAUGCUCUAAAGAAUGGACAGAGUUCAGGCUUAAUAGCAGCAGUUUUAGAAUUGUAUAAUGGAGAGUGUAGCCUUUGUUUGAAGCAUUUGCUGAACUGGUAUCUGCGUAUUUGAGCGAAGCACUUCUGUUGUAUUACACCAAGUAGUUUAAGCGUCACCACUCUGGAGCUACAUCUAUGGCUAGUUUUUGCAAUGGCCUUUUGAGUUGUACAGUGAUUGAACAGUCGUAAUCAGCCCAUGGUGUUACUUCAACUGCGCCAGCUCAUGUUACACCUGCUUUUCAAAGUCAAGUAUUCUCAAAAUAAUUAUUUUGGCAGCAUCACACCUUAUCACAUUCAAAAACCAGUUAAGAAAAAUUUGAAUUCAUUACUUUCUAAAAUUGUGACUUCUCCGACUCAAAGAUCUUGUAUGUGUUCUAAUUUGAUUCAAACACAACUUCGUUCCUGAAUUUCUCAAAUGCUGGCAAUAAACUGCUUGAAUUAAAUGAAAGUAAUGAACUACAUAAAAAACUUUUUCUUUAUACUUAUGUAAAAUGACCAGUCGUAGGUUGCUAGAUCUGGAGCCAUCUUAGCUGGACCUCUAUAAAUCUGACCUCUUUGAAUAAAUUUCUGAAACUUUAGUUUUGUUGCAAUUUGUUUCGAUGGCUCAAGGAAAAAUUUUCUAAGGCCUCUUUAUCAUUCACUCCUGUGUCCCUUCUUUGCAUUCCUGUUUUAACCAUACUUAAUGUUUAACAUUGAAAUCCAUCAUUGUGGACGUAUUUGUUCAUUACAAGGCUGCAAAGGUUAUUUCUAUUCUUGUAGGCUCUACAGUCUUGUAAUUUUUACGCUUAAUAUUGAUUAUGCAGCUCAUUUCCUCAAAUUCAAGUGUAUAAAUGUUCGUGCUGCUUUAAUGCUUUGACCAUCGAGAGGGGAGGAAAGAAUCCUUGUCAAAUUAUUUACCAUUUCAUGAUGCAAAGAUCUGUUUUUGUGAAACCUGUAGGUAGUGAAUAUUUUAAUUGUAAAAAUUGAAAGGUAUCAUCAUGCUCUAAUUCUCCCUAAGAUCGUUCGGAAUUGGAUUUGGUUACGCAUGGAGAAAAUUAUUUUUAUUCAUCUAAGUCGGUCCAGCUUUUCAAAAUCCAAAAUUUAGCUUCUCUCAAUUCUUUCCUCAUCAUUUUCAAUGCAAGCAUAUUCUAACCUCUCUCAGAGCCAGAUCAAGAAUAUUGGCGGUCUCUUGCAAGCCAGUGUUCUAACUUGAGAAUUUGGGGAGAUGAUCACAGAAAUUAUUUUGAAUCCUUGUUAUCAUAAAAUUUGUAAUCAGAGUAAUUUAUUGAAAGCUUCGGUUUGCUCAUUUUCUUAUUUUGUUGCUACCAUUGCAACUUUUGGGGAAAAUUCAGGUUGAACAAUUUUUGCCAGGGUAAGGUUGAACAUUUCUAUUAAAAUGUUCAAUAUUCACUGAAAAUUUUUUUAUCAGGGUUGUUUCACACUUUUGAAAGAUUUAGAACCAAAGAAUUUAUUUAUCAAAGAAAAAUAGUUUUUCUUUUGGUGAGUAUGCUCGCUAUUCCUGAGUUGUGAAUAAAAGGUUAUCAUUAUCAAGCUUCUACAAACAAGUAGCUGAAUAUUAUAACAUUAUUUCCUCUUUACCACCAUGCUCCUACCAACACGUAGUUUUAAAAUUAUUUUCUCCUCGUUCUAUUAAUGAAUACUUCUCUCAGUUCGAUUUUUUACUUUUACCUGCCAGUUUUCUCCAAUGAAUCGAUAUUGUAUUUCAAGUUAGAGAUUCCGAUUUAACAUAAAUUGUAGGCAUAAUUUUCUUACACUUUUCUUAAUACUAUGAAUUUAUUUAACUGCCAGUUUGGAUGGGUCAGUUUAACCAUGAAUUGAAUUAUCGAAUGAGAGAGCGAACUAAUUUAAGAAAAUCGAAAUGUUCAGAAAACAGAAUAACUUCCUUGUAAAAGAAAACAAAUUUUGGAUUUGAAAGAGAGCAAGCAUGGACAUUAUUGAGGACCAACCUGGAGUAGGUGCAGCAUGCUCAUUUUCUGUUUUCGUUCAUUGAGACUUUCAUUUCUGGAAUAUUUUAUAUUUUCUUACUUAGUCUCCGACUUAAACACUGUUACGCUGGCCUAAGACCCUUGAAAUCAAUAGGAAGAGCCAUCUAAGAAUUUGUUUGUUUAAAAGCUCUGAUUAAAUCCUGGCGAGAAUUGUUUAAUUAUUUAAAUGUUCGAUUUUUCUAGAAAGUGCUUGGAUUUACUUAAUGAUGAAUUAUGCGUCUAGCAUUAUUAUUGUUCCUUUAAAUUGAGAAGUUAUGUUUAAUUUUCUGCAAAAAUUAGUUUAAAUUGUUGUUUCCUUUCAAAUUGUAAAUAAUUUAUUUUCUUCUAUUAGUUCAUGAAAUGAAGAUUUGUACAUGAAAAAAUUCUAAAUUGGAAAUAUUAACAUCCUUUUUUCAGUCAUAAAAAUGCCCUUACAGAGUUCAACAAUUCACAGUGUUCGAAUGGAUUGUAUUUUAUAAGAUUUUUUUUCUUUCUUUUUUUUGUGAAAAAUGAAUGCAUAAUGUAUAUUUUUUUGGUGUAAAUAUUUUAGUUAAUUGUUAUUUUCAUAGUCUCUAAUCUAUUCAACUUUAUUAACAUGAUCUGACCUUUUAGUAAAUUAGCAAUUUAAGUUUAGUUGUCAAUAUUUUUAUGAUUUUUUUUUCUUAUUUUCAAUAAUUUGUCCAAGACCAGUUAAUUGUUACAAUGUGUUUUCUUUUUGUAUAUUUAUUUUUGUCUCACCUCUUCUUGAACUGUCUGUACUGUGUAAAAUAUAACAGUGUUUCAAAAUUA
Bemisia tabaci is the source of this 13316-nucleotide messenger RNA. RefSeq names its product ecdysone receptor. Lineage: Eukaryota; Metazoa; Arthropoda; Insecta; Hemiptera; Aleyrodidae. Gene Ontology annotation, cellular component: nucleus; RNA polymerase II transcription regulator complex. Gene Ontology annotation, biological process: ecdysone receptor signaling pathway; positive regulation of transcription by RNA polymerase II; cell differentiation. Gene Ontology annotation, molecular function: RNA polymerase II cis-regulatory region sequence-specific DNA binding; nuclear receptor activity; zinc ion binding. The record is from RefSeq and is a predicted model, not a curated record.